This is a messenger RNA of Nematostella vectensis (starlet sea anemone), 2302 nucleotides long. RefSeq names its product E3 ubiquitin-protein ligase MARCHF8. The record is from RefSeq and is a predicted model, not a curated record. Gene Ontology annotation, biological process: protein ubiquitination. Gene Ontology annotation, molecular function: ubiquitin-protein transferase activity; zinc ion binding. Bases 520 to 1689 code for a protein of 389 amino acids. Lineage: Eukaryota; Metazoa; Cnidaria; Anthozoa; Actiniaria; Edwardsiidae. The transcript is spliced from 4 exons.
UUAUAAACUGACCAUUGAGAUCACCCCAGAACCCCCCACUACUGUACGCACAUGCUAUCGACAGGCCGCCACAUAACGGUGCUACGUGAGUCUAUAGCAAACAUUCCAUGUUGUAAUCGAACACCGCUAUUUGUUUCUGCGUAACAGCUCAUUUUGGCAAGAGAUGGGCUUCUCGGGCAUGUCAGGGCUUGUGAGGUUAUCGCAAAACACACGCGGACAGUGAACAGAGUCGGCGGCGCUUUACGUCUCCCGAGCUGCAGCGCAAAGCAACUACAAGCGUGGGAUAUGGAACGCGACAACACAAUAUCGCGCUGCAGGUGGCGAAGCGACAGUAUAUAGCUUUAUUUACUUUAAGCUCGCUUAUCUGAGCAUCAGCACGAAUUGAGUGCGACCCAGCUCCAAGCCUUGACAGAAGGCAAGCCAAGACUAAACAGCUUCGCAUUACCUAAAUCAAAAACAACAGGCUGGCACAGGCGUCGAGACAAAAACUGUGAGAGUCCAGAAGAACAACAAAGCCUGAUGUCCGAGGAAAAAGACCACGAUAGUUGUGAAUCAACUUCAGAUUGCGACAGCUGCUCUGAGUAUGAUUAUGACGAGAAUGAGUUGAGCAUGCGGACGAAUAGCACAGGAAGACCAUCGUCACAAGCGGGCUCUAGUUCGGUUACUAGUCCGCCAUACCCAAGCUCAGAGUCCUCGCCAUAUCGAGGCUCUGUGGGACGGGUGGCAUCACCCAAACAAGGUUCUAUGGGCUCGGAGAGCAUCGAGAAUGAUAGCAGCACGUGCGUAGUAACGGUCGAGUUGGAGAUACCAUCACCGAAGCAGCGGUCCAUGAAUGACUCCUCAAUAAAACAGGCAGUCUCCUACGGUUCAGACAUUGAUAAUGUGUGUGUAGAUCUACAGAGAUUAUUUGCAACACCGAGCAUGGCUUCCCUCCCUCAGGAAAUCGAGAAUAUUUGCGAACUCGAAAACACAACACAGGAAGCCCGCGCGGAAAUACCAGAUGAACUUGACGGUGAUGCGUGCCGCAUUUGCCACUGUGGGGGAGAGAGUGAGGUGCUUAUUAGCCCGUGUUUAUGUAUGGGCACUGUGCGGUUUGUUCACCAUAGCUGUCUGAUGGAUUGGUUACAAAGAUGCGUGAAGACCAAGUGCGAGUUGUGUCUGUAUCCUGUGGCUGUACGAAGAAAAACAAAGCCCUUAAAAAAGUGGAGACCACCAGACGAGAAGCCCACCCCCAUCAUUUGGCUUUGUACAUUCAUCAUCGCUUUGACACUCAACAUCGCCUCCAUCGCUAAGGAUGGAAGCCAGCGAUGUGUAUCUAACCCUUGCAUCAUCUUCUACGUGGUCGGCGCGCUUGGUGCUAUGCUAGGCUUUGCUUUUUUCUACCACUGGUUGAAAAAGAGUAUUCUUUACAUCCAGAAAUGGCUCGCUCUCAAUGAAGAAUGGAAUUUAAUCGGACCAACGAAUUUGAGGAAGUUGGGUAACGCGAACUUAGCGGUGUCUCUGGAGAAGUCGCCCAAAAACAGGUUGAGAAAAGUCACAGAACAAGAGCGGGAAAGGGUUGAGGAGAAGAGCGCGGGCAGCAAGGCGAUUAGUGUAGACAAAACAAACGAGGCGAGUGAAGGCAGUGUGAUAGAAGUCAUUCCCAGAGUGCAGCAUUCCAGUGGUAGAGUCCUACAAGAUUCUGUAUAGAUUCGGCCACACAUUGCUUUUAAAACGCUUUCAUAUGCGCGGUCCUUAAUUACAAAAGUGAAGUCCGCAUAGCUCGGGGUCCUUAAUUACAAAUGAAGUCCGCAUAGCUCGAGGACCUUAAUUACAAAAGUAAAGUCCACAUAGCUCGAUGUCUUUAAUUACAAAAGUGAAGUCCGCAUAGCUCGAGGUCCUAAAUCGCAAUAGCUUGGUGGAUCCACAAUGUUUCACAGGAUAAUUAACUUAAUUAAAAUUGUAUCAAAGUCUUGGAAGACUUCAAUAGUAUUCCCUUCAAAACACAAAACCACCCCUGGGUCUUCUUUUGUAAAGACCAUAUGAUGCGCGGUCCGAUCACAAUGUAAAGUCCGUAUUUAGUGAUUGCGCGUUACAGGAUUGCCAGCAGUCUAUCACUCCUCGUAGCAAAGUCACACAAAAUCCACCCUUAUGGAGACUUUUCAAAAUUGAGAUAUCAGUUUCUCUUUGUAUCUAUAGAAAGGAGAGUGGAAAACAGUGUCAAAGGGCUGAAAAUAUUAUGUUAAAUUAUAUUUUAAAUCCGUGAUAUUGCUAUAACAGAGGAUAUUUUGAAAAGAAUAUAAAAUAAAGUCAUUAUUUUAGA